AUGAGGGUUAAUGAGACAGAGCUGCCCAACAUCAUGCACCAUGUUGUAGAGAACAUGAUCAUCACAGACCAGGUCCGACCUGAGGACAGGGGUGACAUCAUGAGGGCUUUAUUGCUCAAACACAGCCAUCUGUACCAGAAGAAACGUCACAAGGUCAUCCCGUACAACUUCUCGUCAGGAAGCCUGCUGGGUUUCCUCGGGCACCGCGAGGACAGCAUGGCGUCCACCAGUCAGUACGGUGGUAGUCCGUCCGCGACGAGUCUGGACACCAUGGAGGCAGGGUUAAAGGUCGGUAAACAGUUCACAGUUCCAGUACCAACAACUCCUACUCUGCACAAGUCCCCGACAGCUAAAUCCACCCUCAGCACCAAGAGUACACAGAUGGACAUCAAGUCUAAGGUCCCUAUCCUGAAGAAGAUCCCUGAAGACGCGGAGGCCACCACCGUACUGGUGGGAGCAGUGGACUUCCUAGAUAAACCAACCAUGGCGUUCGUUAGGCUGGCAAGGGGAGUAGAGAUCGGCACCCUGACUGCAGUCCCCCUCCCUGUCCGCUUCCUGUUCGUGUUGCUGGGACCCACCAGUGGAGCUACAGACUACAACGACAUUGGUCGCUCCAUAUCUACACUCAUGGCUAAUGAGGUCUUCCAUGAAGUGGCGUACAGAGCGGACGACCGAAGCGACCUCCUGAGGGGCAUUAACGAGUUCCUGGGGGACAGUAUCGUGCUGCCCCCUGGCGACUUCGACAGGCGACUGCUGGAGCCAAUCGCUAGGCUGCAGAGGAAACGACUGCGGAGGAGGAGACAGAAACUACAAGAUGAGGAAGGAGUUCUCAAGAAGAGUGUGUCCAAUGAGCCUGAAGACGACCCUCUGAGGAGGACGGGAGAGUGUUUCGGGGGUCUGAAGAGGGACAUUCAGAGGAGGUUCCCCUACUACGUCAGCGACUUCGUGGACGGCCUGAACUUCCAGUGCCUCAUGGCUUUCUUCUCCAUCUUCUUCACCUGUGUGACACCCGUCAUCACCUUUGGUGGUUUACUGAGCGACAAGACCCAUAACCACAUCGGAGUGUCGGAGAUGAUCAUCGCUACGGCCAUCAGUGGUGGUCUGUUCUCCCUGCUGGCAGGGCAGCCCAUCAUCAUCAUCGCAGCUACCGGACCCUUCCUGGUGUACGACCAGAGUUUAUACGAGUUUUGUGAAAGCAACGGUAUAGAGUUCAUGACGUGGCGACUGUGGAUCGGCCUGUGGAUACUGGUCAUCUGUAUCAUCACUGUCGCUUUCGAGGGGGGCGUCUUCGUCCGCUACGUCACCAGAUUCACGGAGGAAGUCUUCGCCUUCCUGAUCUCGUUCAUCUUCAUCUACGAAGUCUUCAAGUUUCUGUCUAAGGUGUAUCCCAACCUGUACGCAGAUCCGGACGGAUACGAGGCGAAGGAGACCAUCACCGCGCUUAUGUCAACCAUACUCUGCUUCGGGACGUUCUUCAUCGCAUACUUCCUUAGAAAGUUUAAGAAUAGCAAGUUCCUUAGUCGUAGGGCCAGGAGAGGUUUGGGAGACUUUGGGCUCCUGAUUUCCAUCGUGGUGAUGGUCUGCAUCGACUUCUUUUUCCAGGACGAUUAUACAGAGAAACUGGAGGUUCCUAACGGCUUCACACCCACGAACACUACGCUGAGAGGCUGGAUCAUUAAUCCCAUGGGGAAGGACAAGACAAUCCAGGUCUGGGCCAUCUUUGCUGCCGUCAUCCCUGCAUUCCUCGUGUACAUCCUCCUCUUCAUAGAGAUACAGAUCACAGAGAUGAUCAUCAACAAGAAAGAAAACAACCUUAAGAAGGGAUCUGGUUACCACCUGGACCUGUUGUUGAUCUGUGGUACCGUGGCUAUCAGUGGGUUCUUCGGACUCCCGUGGAUGUGCGCGGCGACUGUUAGGUCCGUGUCGCACUUCGAGAGCUUGACGGUGUACAGUGAGACUCACGCGCCCGGUGAGAAACCCAAACUGCUGUCAGUGAAAGAACAGAGACUUACCAACCUUCUGGUGCAUAUCAUGAUGGCUACAAACCCAGACUACAACCUCUUGACAGCCAUCCGCCGGAGAAGACUCCGGUACCUGGGCCACAUUCUCCGCAUGGACCCGUCCAGACUGCUCAGGCAAACCCUGAAGGCAUAUUUGAGCGGAGGCGAAAACCCGCCUGAAGGAAUAACAGUGACUCUCCAGCCUGUCCUGCGUAGAAUCCCGCUGGCCGUGCUGUUCGGAGUGUUCCUGUACCUGGGGAUCACGUCCCUCGCUGCUACACAGAUCUUUGAGAGGAUCGGCCUCAUGUUCAUGCCUCCUAAACACUACCCCAGCAGUGUGCGCUAUAUCAGAAAGGUGAAAACGAGGAAGAUCCACAUCUUCACAGUGAUCCAGCUGGUGUUUAUCACUCUCCUGUGGAUUGUGAAGUCGACCCAGGCCGCCCUGGCCUUCCCCUUCCUGCUGAUCCUGCUCAUUCCCUUCAGGAACCAUGUCAUGAAUAAGUUCUACACUGAGACAGAGAUGGAGGCACUGGAUGCUGAGAGUGAUGGAGAGGAUGAUGAUGAAGACGUGGAUGCAUAUGACACUGCACGUCUGCCAUUCUAA
Messenger RNA from Branchiostoma floridae (Florida lancelet), 2604 nucleotides. Its product is annotated as anion exchange protein 2-like. Lineage: Eukaryota; Metazoa; Chordata; Leptocardii; Amphioxiformes; Branchiostomatidae. Gene Ontology annotation, cellular component: plasma membrane. The record is from RefSeq and is a predicted model, not a curated record. Gene Ontology annotation, biological process: bicarbonate transport; regulation of intracellular pH; transmembrane transport. The transcript has 16 exons. The coding region runs from base 1 to 2604 and encodes 867 amino acids. Gene Ontology annotation, molecular function: monoatomic anion transmembrane transporter activity; solute:inorganic anion antiporter activity.